CUUCAAGGAAAAUGAACCCCACGUUGGGCCUGGCCACUUUUCUGGCUGUUCUCCUCACCGUGAAAGGUCUUCUGGAGCCAAGCUUCUCACCAAGGAAUUAUAAAGCUUUGAGCCAGGCCCAAGGGUGGAAGGAAAGGAAGGCAGCCAAGGAGCUUACAAGGCAGAACAUGGAUUUUGGCUUUAAGCUUCUCAAGAAGCUGGCCUCCAACAACCCUGGCAGGAACAUCAUGCUAUCCCCCUUAAGCAUCUCUACAGCUUUCUCCUUGCUGUGCCUGGGUGCCCAGGACAGCUCCCUGGACGAGAUCAAGCAGGGGUUCAACUUCAGAAAGAUCCCAGAAAAAGAUCUUCAUGAGGGCUUCCAUUACAUCAUCCAUGAGCUGAACCAGAAGACCCAGGACCUCAAAGUGAGCAUCGGGAACACGCUGUUCAUUGACCGGAGGCUGCAGCCCCAGCGUAAGUUUGUGGAAGAUGCCGAGAACUUUUAUGGUGCAGAAACCAUCCUUACCGACUUUCAUAAUUUGAAAAUUACUCAGAAGCAGAUCAAUGACUUUAUCAGUAAUAAAACCCAUGGGAAAAUUAACAACCUGAUCGAGAAUAUAGACCCUGGCACCGUGAUGCUUCUUACAAAUUAUAUUUUCUUCCGAGCCAGGUGGCAACAUGAGUUUGAUCCAAAUGUAACUAAAGAGGAAGAUUUCUUUUUGGACAAAACCAGUUCAGUCAAGGUGCCCAUGAUGUUCCGUAGUGGCAUGUACCAAGUUGGCUAUGAUGAUAAGCUCUCUUGCACCAUCCUGGAAAUACCGUACCAGAAAAAUAUCACAGCCAUCUUCCUCCUUCCUGAUGAGGGCAAGCUGAAGCACUUGGAGAAGGGCUUGCAGGUGGACACUUUCUCCAGAUGGAAAACGUUACUGUCACGCAGGGUCGUAGAUGUGUCUGUGCCCAGACUCCACAUGACAGGCACCUUCGACCUGAAGAAGACUCUCUCGUACAUGGGUAUCUCCAAAAUCUUUGAGGAGCAUGGUGAUCUCACCAAGAUCGCCCCUUAUCGCAACCUGAAAGUCGGCGAGGCUGUGCACAAGGCUGAGCUGAAGAUGGAUGAGAGGGGUACGGAGGGGGCCGCUGGCACUGGAGCACAGACUCUGCCCAUGGAGACACCACUCGCCGUCAAGAUAGACAAACCCUAUCUGCUGCUGAUUUACAGCGAGAAAAUACCUUCCGUGCUCUUCCUGGGAAAGAUUGUUAACCCUAUUGGAAAAUAAAGGAGAAUUCCUGCUUGCCACAGACCC
Messenger RNA from Piliocolobus tephrosceles (Ugandan red Colobus), 1283 nucleotides. It is a transcript of the gene SERPINA12, whose product is annotated as serpin family A member 12. Gene Ontology annotation, molecular function: serine-type endopeptidase inhibitor activity. The coding region runs from base 12 to 1256 and encodes 414 amino acids. The transcript is spliced from 4 exons. NCBI's taxonomy places the organism in Eukaryota, Metazoa, Chordata, Mammalia, Primates, Cercopithecidae. The record is from RefSeq and is a predicted model, not a curated record.